Psilocybe cubensis is the source of this 654-nucleotide messenger RNA. RefSeq lists its product as uncharacterized. Lineage: Eukaryota; Fungi; Basidiomycota; Agaricomycetes; Agaricales; Agrocybaceae. The record is from RefSeq and is a predicted model, not a curated record. Gene Ontology annotation, biological process: translation. Bases 1 to 654 code for a protein of 217 amino acids. Gene Ontology annotation, molecular function: structural constituent of ribosome; RNA binding. Gene Ontology annotation, cellular component: cytosolic large ribosomal subunit; ribosome. The transcript is spliced from 4 exons.
AUGCUCGAAUCGUCGAAUGGCUGCUUCUAUAUGGGAUUCAUUGGUGUGCUGGAUUUUUGGUUCAUAGGCCCACGACAGAAUGGGUCACAAAAGCGCCUCGCCGCCAGCGUCGCAGGCGUCGGCAAACGCAAAAUCUGGCUCGACCCCGCUGAGCAGGCCGAGAUUGGCAACGCCAACUCGCGCACCCACGUCAAGAAGCUUAUUAAGGAUGGAAGGGUUAUCAUCAAGCCUACCACCGUCCACUCGCGCGCACGCACACGCGACCUUUUGGCUGCGAAGCGCAAGGGCCGUCAUACUGGCACUGGUAAGCGAAAGGGUACCGCUGAGGCCCGUAUGCCUACCAAGGUUCUGUGGAUGAGGAGACAGCGUGUGUUGAGGAGGUUGCUCAGGAAGUACAGAGACGCUGGGAAGAUCGAUAAGCAUCUCUACCACGUCCUCUACCAGAAAUCGAAGGGUAACGUCUUCAAGAACAAGCGUGUCCUUAUGGAAUAUAUCCACAAGGCCAAGGCCGAGAAGAGCCGCACCAAGGUCCUCAGCGACCAGAUGGAGGCUCGUCGUGUCAAAAACAAGGCUGCCCGCGAACGUCGUGCUGCCCGCCUUGCCGAGAAGCGCUCAGGGAUCCACGCCGUCGAGCUCGAGACAGCGAAGGAGUAA